Molecule: messenger RNA, 2429 nt
Organism: Gekko japonicus
Lineage: Eukaryota; Metazoa; Chordata; Lepidosauria; Squamata; Gekkonidae
Product: inner centromere protein-like
Exons: 14
Coding region: 1-2343 (780 amino acids)
Biological process (GO): mitotic cytokinesis; positive regulation of protein serine/threonine kinase activity; metaphase chromosome alignment
Cellular component (GO): kinetochore; midbody; meiotic spindle midzone
Molecular function (GO): protein serine/threonine kinase activator activity
Source: RefSeq, a predicted model, not a curated record
AUGGCAGAGGCAACAGAACCCGUUCACUUCCUUGAUGUCUGUAGUCAGAAAUUUUCUGAAUUCAUGUUCAACGCUGAGCAUAAAUGCUUCAUGUGGUUGCGGGAAAUUGAGGAGGAAGCCAUGAAAAUAUUUGAUAGCAGUCUCAGUAACGAGCCUGCACUGAUGCCCAAAACACCAUCACAGAAGAGGCACCGGAAGAAGAAGAAGCGCUCUUCAUCUUUUAAAGAUGACAAUACAGAACUGACUAGAAAAAGACUCUCAAAAAGACGAAGUGGCGUAAAACCAUCCUCCUCUAUUGAACUUUUCCCGAGCAAAGAGAAUCUGGAGUUAACAGCAUCUUGUAAAACAAACUUUUUCACAAAGGAAGCUUUAGAAACAGAAUGUCACAAGACAGUUAUGCAUCCAGUUGAAGAAAAAGCACUUGGUGGUGACUUUAACAAAAAUACUGAAGUAAAAGGAACAAUGGAUGAGGAAACACGCAGUGUCCCUGAAGUCUCCACCAUGUGGCCAGAUGGCCAUUUUGCUGACAGGGUUGGAGCUACUGGAGUUGCAGGUGUUUUGGAUGUCUCUGCAGUCGUGCUGCCAAAUCCCCUUGAUCCAGCAAGGACUGGAAAAGACUGGGAUGCAUCCAGGCUGAGUACCUCUACUCCAAAACCAUAUUUAAAUGUGACCCCUGCAGGUGCAGGAGAGUUGUUCUUAGGCCAACAAGUAGGUAAUAAUCUGGUGCAAGAGGGGGCCGCGUCUCAGGAUUUAAAAGACAGCACUGGAACCUCUGGAGGCUCCCGAUCAGGCCAUCGCCCUUCAAGUCGACCCCACAAGAACAGGAGAGUAUCGCUUGUCGAGAAAUACUCACUGACCAGCAAAAGGAAAAGCAUGAUUCGGAAAUCCGUCAGCAAGUCGAUUGCCAAAAAGAAACCGGCUUGGAGCUCUCCAUCCACCUCUAGUCGAGUAAGCUCUAUAGGAAAUGACCUUUGUGGAACCUUCUCUCCAGAAAGUCUUGCCAUUAAGAUGACUGGCUCCCAAGUCAGUGGGUCUGAAGAUCCAUCCCAGAGCAGACAGCCCCAUGAAGGAGGUAUCAGGAGUCAAAGUUACAAGCAAGCACUGAAUGAGCUGCCUACUGCCCAGUCUACAAAAGAUGAAGAUCUUUCGUCGUUUAGUCAAAAAAACACAUCUCCUCCUGCAAACAAAACACUGUCCCCUUCUGGUCCAGCCAGGAUCACACGACCUUUCAAAAACUUCUUUCAGACAAUGCAAAAAAGCCAGCUGUUCAAACCCCCUGGGUCUCCAGGGCCCAGCAGUGUUAUGAAAAGUCUUGUCAAACAUACCACACCUGCCACUAAACCUGAUACCAAGGAAAAAGAACGACAACGACUGGAGAGUCUGCAGAAAAAACAAGAAGCUGAGCAACAGAGAAAACAGAAAGUAGAGGAAGAAAAAAGACGAAGGUUGGAAGAGAUAAAACUAAAGCGUGAAGAACGGUUAAGAAAGGCAGUGCAAGCUCGGGAACGAGUGGAGCAGAUGGAAGAGGAAAAAAGGAAACGAAUGGAACAGAAAUUCUCUCAACAUGAGGAGAGGAGUGAGAAGGUGCGAGAAGAGAAAAUGGCAGAGGAAAAGACAAAGAGAAAAGUGUCUAUGAAGAAAAUGUGGGAUACAGAAGCCCGAAAACAGAAAGCACUGCAGAUGGAAGAAGAACAAAAGUUUCACGAACAGCCAGAAAAAUGGAAGACGGUUGGGGAAAUUAGGAUGAUGCUAGAGCACAAUAAUGCAAAACAAGCACAUGAAAGGCACCAUGGGCAGCAAGACAAAGAGAAAUGGGUAAAACAGCUGGAUCUGGCAGUGGUUACAGAAGAGGAAGAAAAUCAGAAGGAGGAAAAGAGUCCUACAGAUCUAGAGCAGCUGCCUCAGGAAAAGAAAGCCAGGCAUGUUGAAGUGGUUCCUACCGCCAGUAAAUGGCUGAAUAUAACUGCUCAGAAAUCUCCUAUCAGUACCUCUACCCAUGUGAACCCCCAGGACCUGAAAGAUUCCAAGUCCUUCAAAAUCAAUCCUAAUGACUAUGGAAUGGAUUUGAAUAGUGACGACUCCACUGACGAUGAAAGCCAGCCCCGCAAACCGAUCCCUCCUUGGGCCACUGGUCUUCAGCUUAAUGAAGCGGUCACAUACCAAUACUACAACCCUCCAGACAUUGAUACAUUUUUUGGACAAAUCUUGAGCCCUAAACUAGAAGACAUCUUCUACAAGAGCAAACCAAGGUAUUUCAAGCGCACCAGUUCUGCUGUCUGGCAAUCACCGCCAUUACCAGGUACCAAAACAGCAUUGCGUCCAUCCAGUAGCAUGAAAAAAUAGGCUGGGAAGGACCUCGUAUUUGUCGGCUGUGGUUUGUCUAAGUAAGAUAUCUGUAAACAUUUUAAUAUUUUCUAUCUUUUGUAUUC